AUUAAAAUGAAUUUUAAUGUCUGGAAUAUCAAAGAGAUGCUCAGUAUUCCCUCAGGCUCUGGGAUCACUAAACCAUCUAACUGGAAUAGUAAUCAGACUGAUUGUUCUUCUCUCAGUGAUUCCCAGUUCCUCUUUGGAUCUCAGUUUUGUCCAGAAAAUUCAGAGAUUCUGUCCACAUCCUUGGAUGUUGGUGCCUACUCAAGACAUUCAAAACAGACACAACAGAAUUCUGUAGAUAAUGAACCUAGCAUUUUCACAAAAUACCAGACAAAGCCCCAGUUGUUUGGAGGCGAAACGAAGGAUGAAGGCUUGUUUUCUCUUCCUUUGCCAGUUGGAAAAUCAAAAGGACUCUUGAAACAGUUUGAGGAAAAAAAACGAAGGACAACGGACAAAUGUGACAGUGAGAUGCUGUACAACUUUGUUUCUCAUUUUCAAGAAGUCAUUCACAAGUUGCAGACAUCUGUGGAAAAGUCUGAGGAACAUCUCAGUUCAAGAAGCCAAUCUAUUUUGGAUUCUUUGGAGACUAUAGCCAAGACAAUUCAAGAGACUGCACAGGUCCAGCGUGACUUGAUGUUUGAGGCAGUACGAGACAAAGGCAAUAUGGAACAGGCCAUCCUUGAGAUACAGAAGAGAUUUGAAGCUAGACAAGCCGAGUUUAUGGAGAUGAAAUCCAACCUGAAGAACCUGGAAGUUUUAGUUGCCCAGCAGAGUAAGGACUUCCAGCAGCUUUGUGAGAGGCUGGGCCAGCUCAAUGUGCCUGGUGUCGUAGAAGAGCUGAAAAAACUCAUCUCUGCACCUCAGGUAGCUGGGCAUCUGAAAGACAGCACCUCCCAGACCUCACCAGCUCAGGCCCAGAGCCUUCAUUUUACCGGGCAGGAAAAAUACACCUCUGAGGGGCCAGCUGCUCAGCAGGCCCAGGUGUCUCCUGCAGGGAAUCCCAGGAGGAGUUCCCAGAGGUCUAGGGAGUUUGGCAUCUCGGAUGAAGGAGCAGAGAGUGAUGUUUUUCAAAAGGCUGCAUUGCCAACAGAUGGGCCCCAUAGAGGAAAUGAGCACUUGAAGAACAAGACCAUGCAGACUUACUGCAAGAACUGGGUUAUCACCACCAGAAGCCUCAGUAACCACUGCUCUAGCCUCCCAAGCCAGAAGGCUGGCAGUGACCAGGAACUAACGGCCCAAGAAGCCUCACAGCUGGACUUAAAUAAGUUUGACUCCAGAGUGAAGAAUGUCUGCCCCCAGUAUGAAGCCCAAAGCCUGUGUUCUGACUCGUUUGAACAGUUAGCAGCUGAACAGAAAGGCAGGACCCAAGGAAAGGGAAGGAAAGGCAAGAAGCAGCAACCCAGGAAAGCUCAGAGAGGCAGGCUUCUAGCUAGGAGGCGAGAACAAACCCCAAGGAAGGCCUGUGCUUUCAUCGCUAAGCAUGCAAGUCCCCAGGCUCCAGGUUCGAGCCCACAGGGGCUCAUCAGUUGGCGGGCUCCAAGAAGCUACACAAAGUCAGCCCGUCAUAUUCUGGGAAGAAGAGUGAGGACCAGUAAGACAGCAAGGGAAGCACACGGGGGAAUCCUGCAGUCUACCCAGCACUCCUCCCCAGACCAGGAGUGCUUAUCCAGCAGUUCCCAGGGGGAUCAGCAGAUAAAUUGGUUCAGUGACCUCAGCCUUGAAAACCCAGAGCCUCGUCUCUGUAAGAAGGGAGGGAAGAAUUUGCUCUGCGAUCCUGAUUUUGACAGCAGUGAUGAUAACUUCUAAUGCUCCCAACAGUGACUUCAGCUGAUGGUUCGUUGAUCUCAGAAAGACAAAGUGUGGGACAUUUGGACUGGGCAGUAGCAUGCAGUGUCUGAAGCUGGCUUAUCCAGCCUCAGAGUCAGAGGCCCUGGCUGAUGGUGGUCAGUAGGAGGUGGGUGAGAAUCCAGUAUUGUGGGCCACUCAUGACAAGGAUAUAGAAGUAAGGACAUCCUUAGUUAAGAGGAAGAAAUGUGUGGGGACAAUGACAAGCUCAGUCAGCUGUGGUGAGGCAUCGGGAAGGCAGUUGUGUGUAUCUGGAGGAAGGAAGGGGCAUAGCUUCCUUAUGAAUACAAUCUAGAGGAACUCUCAGGAUUCUCGUGGCUGUAUAACUAGCUCUUGAAAUCAUCCCUACACCUUUCUGAACCUCAGAAUUUUAUUAUUAUUUUUCAACCUAGUUAUACUGUCAAAGAGUUUUGUCUUUGGCAUGAGAGGACAUAUUACAGGACACACGAUUAGACAGGAAUUCAUUAUGUAGGCUUGGCUGGCCUUGUAUUUACAAUCCUCCUGCCUCAUCCUCCAGUGCUGGUACUACAAGCAUGUCUCAAUUCUCAGCUGUAAAUCAGUCUACUUAAGAACAGAGUGUUAGCUGGGCAGUGGUGGAGCACUUUAAUCUCAGCAUUCGGCAGGCAAAG
Peromyscus leucopus (white-footed mouse) is the source of this 2411-nucleotide messenger RNA. It is a transcript of the gene Iho1, whose product is annotated as interactor of HORMAD1 1. The record is from RefSeq and is a predicted model, not a curated record. Gene Ontology annotation, cellular component: condensed nuclear chromosome. NCBI's taxonomy places the organism in Eukaryota, Metazoa, Chordata, Mammalia, Rodentia, Cricetidae. Gene Ontology annotation, biological process: meiotic DNA double-strand break formation; DNA recombination; homologous chromosome pairing at meiosis.